CACACAAGCACACGCGCACACACAAGCACACAUGCACCUGACAUACACACAUAGAUACACGCACACAUGCACCUGACAUACACACAUAGACACGCACACACAUACACACACCUACCUUACCACCAGUCCCUUUGUGGCGUCAAAGGUGAAGCACCUCCCUUCUCCCAUCCCUCUGUACUGAAAGUUCCUGUCAGUUUUCUUCGGAGGGUUGACCGUUGGACUUGGGCAUGGUGUGGCUUCCCUGUUUUGGCUGCGUGUCGAUCAGUGAAUCCCUGCAUUCUAUCAUUCUCGCUUUUUUUUCUUUUCUUUGCCUCCCCCUCUCCCUCUGCAUCCCCCCGGCUUCUCUCCCAAGCUGACUGGCUCUUCCUAUUAACCGCCCUCCGAAUUAACCUUCCUCGACCCGCCUGCUCGCCUUCUUAAUCCAAAGAGUUUUUGCCUUGACGCUCUGCUGUCUAAAGACGAAGGACGGCCCAUAUCGUGCGCUGUGGUGGGGGUGGGGGCGCAGUCGAAGUUGCGUGGUGGAGGGCGUUCAGCGACGGAGGCUUCCACUGAACGCUAACUCUGGAGCGUCCGGGGCUUAGCGACCCACCUGACCUGGCCUCGGCACCCACCACAGCGACGACAUCGCUCAUGUCCCAUGGUGCAGCUGGGCUUUGUUUACGAUCGUAUCCAGUUUCCGUUGAAAAAUCUGACCUCUGUGUAUCUGAUAUACGUGGUCGUCUGUUCACGCGUAACACGUUAUCUUCUGCCGAAAUUGCUGUUUUCCUAGUUGUGGCGCUCAGUAUUCUAUCCAGCCUGAUGACCGGCUCUGCGUCAGGGUGCGUCUCGACUCUUAUUAUGGGAUGCUACGUGUCAGUAGAAAGUCGGUAAUAGAAGAUGUAAUGUGGAAGCGUUUACCUCCAGAUCCUGUUCCAGUGGAAUCCGGCCCAGACAAUCUCAUCAUGUGAUUUAGAUUUGGCCCGUUCCAAUCAACAAUCUAGUAUCCUGCGUUCCGACCACAAUCAUCAAAUGCUACGAGUGUCAGAUUUGUCAAGAAAUUGGAUACGCGUCGCAUGAUAAACAAAAGUGUAGACGGGGUCAUGAACGAAUGUGGGCCCUGUGUCUUUAGAAGUGUGACUGUGGAAAUGGGAAAACUGUUGGAUUAUUUAUAGGAAGGAUGCGUUUCCUCGACCACGGCUCGAGAGAGCUUAUUUAAGAUGGCAGCAUCGGAUCCUCACAAAAUCCUCACCUCAAGGCAAUGUCAUUCAAGGCCUCCGGGUAAAAAAAAUGUCAAUAUUAAAUAGGCCCUACCCACAUUAAGUGAGAAGCAUUAGAUCCCUAUCAGAUUCUCACUUACACUUUCAUCUGGUUUAUGAAUGGAAGUAGAAGAAAAAAAAAAGUGAGCUACAGCUUCUUCAUAAAUUAUGUAAUUUGUGAACUCUGAAUGACUAGCGUGAAGAUGGGUUUGAUGUACUUUAGAAAGGUCUGCUGCAAAUUCUCAAGACGGUACAAUUUGUCACAUGGAGGUUUCAUUGACCGCAAGGAUGAAACUAACCCAGUCCCACUAACGGCCGCCAUGUAAACAGCUCCAUGCCCGUUAUCCUUGAGGUCACUGCAACCGCUCCUUGGAAAAGGUGACCAUUGGCUGGAUUUUACUGGAUCCCUCAGCUUGCCAUCUUAAGAGUCCCAGUUUCUGUUCUUUCAGUGAAAGGUAUGACACAUUUCAUACAUGUGGUUGUUGUCAUAACCUCAUAUUUUAUUUGAGGCUGGUUGAUUGUUCUGGGUUACUUGGGAGCAGGAUAUUAACCUGUGUGGACAUGGCAACUGCACUGAGGACCAAUUUCCCCUAACAAAAAAAAAACAGACUCCAAACUCAUAAAUGAGACCUUGUAGACUUUGGAAAGUCAUGAAUUCUCAUACUUCAUACUGAUUGACAGGUUCUUACAAUUGUGAGACUCACAAAGGAUGCAAGUCCUACAUUGUUACCACCAGGGGGCACCACUGUUCUUCACUUUGAUCGCCACUCCCGCCGCCAUUUUUGCACAUAUUCCCUCCCGGGCUGGAAACCAUGCUGUAGAUGGCCUAGAUGCUAGAUCAUUACGCUGUAGAGCUAAUGAGCACAAGCCGCAGUGCUGCCCCCUAGUGGCCGCAUUCCGGUCUCCGCGGCAUUGGCCGUCUCUGUGCUCGCAUGCCCUUGCACAAUCGAGGAAGGUCCGGUGCACUGGUGUGGCGAGCGCAUUCUGUUCUAGUUCCCCUAGUUACCGACACAGGCCUCUGACAGUCAAGACAGCAAACAUCCAUCAGGAUUCAAAGCCCCCAAUGCCAUGCAGUUCGGCUGAACUGCUUUGUUAUUACCUGGGCCCUAUUUUACGUAAGGUAGGACAUCAUCCAAUGCUUACUAUAUAUGUUGCUUCCAGGACUAUUAAGGAAACAUGUAAUGCUCAAAGCAGAUGAGAACACUGUGCUGGCCCCUAUGGUAUGCAUUCCAAUCUUCAAUAUAUACCAUAAGUUGCCAGUGCACUCUAGUAUGUAACCAGACUCCACCUUCCUCUCCCAGCUAACCCCACACCACAGGCCAGCCUGCCUACCUGAUAUCCUCUGGCUCCACCUUCCUCUGAACUGGAAAACUGCAGCUCAAUCAGCACCUGCCCCUCCCCUCUCUGCCUGGCUGUGUGGCUUACAACAGGGCUGUUCUACCAUGCUGAUUGGCUGAUUGCCCUGUCACUCUCCACCUUUCUCUCCAUUUCCCCUCCUCCCUCUGUCUCUCCUCAGUGGGGCAGUGUCUGCUCAAAAUGGGGCGUCGGCUGGGGAUGGGGGUGGGGCAGGGGGCGGGGCCGAGGGCGGAGCCGAGGGCGGGGUAGGGCCCUAUCAAAGCGACGGCGCGACCAACGUAGUAACGGGGAGCAGCAGGGCGGGAAGAUGGCAAACGGUCCAGAGCCACGUGCAGUCCGGAAGCCUGAAGCACAGCAAUUUUGGGGACCCCUCCCUGUCCUCCGCCUCCACCUCGGAGCACCUCCCCUCCUCUGGGCCCCCCAGGCCUCGAACCCUGCUCCGGCAGCAGAGCCUGCAGCAGCCCCUCUCCCACACGACGCCACCCCCCACCUCCCAGAGCCUGGGCCAGCUGCACCAGGGCCCCGCCUCCAGGGGAGCCCCCAGGGGGGUGCGGGGGGCCGGCCGGGGCGCCAGAGGUGGACACUUGCACACAGACCCUGGCAGCUGGGACCACAUGAUGGGUCAGAUCCGAAACCGUGGCCUCGACGUCAAAUCCUUCCUCGAGGGGAAGAUGGUGGUCCUGUCUCUGGCGAUCGGGCUGGCUGAGCAGGACGACUUCGCUGACCUCCCCGACCUGCAGGAGGUGCCAGAGAGCCAAGACACCUCCCCUGAUAACAGGGCCGGGGGUAAUAAACCGGGGAACAGUCCCAAGGGCCAUCCGCCUGAUGCUGACGGGCACUCCUCCGUAUCCGACCUGGCGAACUCGCUCACCAGUGAGAUGGUUAUGCUGUCUCCAGGCUCUGAUGACGACGACCAGGAAGGCCCCAUCAGUGAGAAGUUGGGCCGCAUCCAGUUUAGCGUGGGCUACAACUUCCAUGAGUCCACCCUCACCGUGAAGAUCCUGAAGGGCCAGGACCUCCCCGCCAAAGACUUCUCUGGAACCUCCGACCCCUUUGUCAAGAUCUACCUGCUGCCAGACAAGAAGCACAAGUUGGAGACUAAAGUAAAGAGGAAGAACCUCAACCCGCACUGGAACGAGACGUUCCUGUUCGAAGGAUUCCCAUAUGAGAAGGUGGUUCAGCGCACGCUGUACCUGCAGGUUCUGGAUUACGACCGCUUCAGCCGUAACGACCCCAUCGGGGAGGUCUCCAUCCCGCUCAAUAAGGUGGACCUGGCGCACAUGCAGCCCUUCUGGAAGGAUCUCAAGCCCUGCAGCGAUGGCAGUGGGCGGCGUGGGGACCUGCUGGUGUCCCUCUGCUACAACCCUUCAGCCAACACCAUCACUGUGAACAUCAUCAAAGCACGCAACCUUAAAGCCAUGGACAUCGGCGGAACGUCAGACCCGUACGUGAAGCUGUGGCUGAUGCACAAAGACAAGCGGAUAGAGAAGAAGAAGACGGUGACGAUGAAGCGCUGCCUCAACCCCGUCUUCAACGAGUCCUUCCCCUUCGACGUCCCCGCCCACGUGCUGCGGGAGACCACCAUCAUCAUCACCGUCAUGGACAAGGACAGGCUGAGCCGCAACGACGUCAUCGGCAAGAUAUAUCUUUCCUGGAAGAGUGGUCCAGCAGAAGUGAAGCACUGGAAGGAUAUGAUAGGCCGCCCUCGCACCGCAGUGGCCCAGUGGCACGCCCUGAAAGCCUAAUAGCCCCACCAACCUGCCCCCAACGGCCCCUCCCCCCAUCCCUCUACACCGCCUCUCCCCCACCUCCUGGCACUCCCCAUCCCCUCGACACUGAUCCACCCCCCCCCCCACCUCCCGGCACCCCCCUUAUGCACAAGACUGCCCUGCUGCCAGGCUGUGAAACACGGGUACAAUUAGCCAUUCACAGGGUUCUCUGUCUCUCAGUCCUCCUUCCUUAUUUUGCCCCUCUUUCUGUCUGCUUCUGCUUUCUGGGUCACCACCACUUCCCCUGUUCUUGUCUGCCUGCUCCUGCCUGCCAUGUUUUCUCCUUCUGGGGACCUGCCACAGUCUCACCCUGUGGGAACCGGCCAUGUUUUCUCCUUCUGGGGACCUGCCACAGUCUCUCCUUGUGGGGACCUGACAUGGCCUCUCCUUGUGGGGACCUGACAUGGCCUCUCCUUGUGGGGACCUGCCACAGUCUCUCCUUGUGGGGACCUGCCACGGUCUCUCCUAGUGGGGACCUGCCAUGUCCUCUCCUUGUUGGGACCUUCCACGGUCUCUCCUUGUGCAGACCUGCCACAGUCUCUCCUAGUGGGGACCUGCCAUGGCCUCUCAUUGUUGGGACCUGCCAUGUUCUCCCUCGCAGCCUUCCCCUGGUCCUGGGGGGCCCUGCCACAGUCGGUUCUGCCACGGGCCAUGCAGUAUUGACAGUCACUCCCUUCCCUCACCCAGACAUCCCGUCAGGCCAGAGAGAACCCCACAGCACAUUGACCUAGUCCUACUUAAUCUUAAAAUAAACAGGCAUGUCCCAUAGGAUGCUUUUUUAAAGGGGGUACGAGUGCUAAGGCCUUGGUUACCCUCAGCUUCGGGUGUGUUUAUGCGCGCCCUGGUCAGGUGUGUUGUGUCUCAAUCUGGGGUUUCUUCCCUGAACCCCCUCCCCCCACCCGACAUCAUCUCUCCUCCUCCCCUCCUUUAUUUUUGGAGUCCCCCUGCCUGCUAGGCCCACCUCAUGGCUUUUCUCCCUCUCCACCCUGCGCUCUCUUUCUCUCUGGCUCCACAUUCAGACAGAAUGUUCUGGAAACGCCCAGCGCCAGUGGUGACCGACCUGGAGAUGAAAACAAUCGUAAACUGGGACUCAUUUUCUGGACUAAGAUCUGACGCUUUCACCCCUCUUUUUUUGGUUGUCCCUCUGUGUCUGGCACAACAGUAGUGAAUUCUCCCCCUGGUCAGUAUCCCUCUCUUGUUGUUUGUGUGUGUUCUGUGGGUGCUGUGCUGUAACUCCAACCAAGUAGUGUUUUAAAAAGAAAAAAUAAGAAAAAA
Molecule: messenger RNA, 5635 nt
Organism: Anguilla anguilla (European eel)
Lineage: Eukaryota; Metazoa; Chordata; Actinopteri; Anguilliformes; Anguillidae
Product: synaptotagmin-7-like
Exons: 9
Coding region: 3206-4336 (376 amino acids)
Biological process (GO): calcium-ion regulated exocytosis; cellular response to calcium ion; regulation of dopamine secretion
Cellular component (GO): synapse; synaptic vesicle; membrane
Molecular function (GO): SNARE binding; clathrin binding; calcium ion binding
Source: RefSeq, a predicted model, not a curated record